AUUUCGAUGAAGUAGUAUUAUCUACAUUGAUAAAAGGCCGUAUUGAUAACAAGCCAUAAUAUCAUGCGAUAUCAGAUAGACUUAUUAAUACCGAGACUUAUGUUGUGUGAGGAGUUUUAAAAGUGAUUAAGUGAAGUGUAUUUUUUAAUUAUAAAUACAUACUGGUUCUAAUAAUGGCCAGAGGAAAGCCAAGCAAUGAAGAAGCCGAUAAUGGAAGUAUUUCAGAAGAAGAUACCGAUCAAGCUUUGACGCCAAAUGAUGAAGCUACUGAAGGGAACAAACACUUAGUGAAUGAUGCUUUUGUGUCUCACGCACCUCAUUACAAAUAUGUAGAACCCACCGAUUUUGCGGUAGCGUCAUGUUCAAAUAUACAAUCAGCCGAAUCACACAAGGUAAAUAACUAUUCAAGAGCAGCUAAAUCGCAUCCUCUCGUAGAAAUAAUGGAUCUCUUAGAGGAAAGCAACCCAGGUUACACGGACACCGACCAAUCCAUAUACAAUCAAAUUCGGAAGUUAGCACAAGACGGUAUUUUGAGUUCUUUGCUUAGGAAUAAGGAUAUUAAAGGUAUAGAAGAACUUCGACCACAUGCAUCUGGUAGUAAAUUAGAUGUUCCUUCAACACUUUAUAAUACCAGAGCGUUACCAAAAGAUGCCGAAUCAUACAGACUGGAAAAAUUCGAGAAAAACGCUAUGCUUAUAAUCAAUCAGAUAAAAAUAAAAGGCUACAAGCAUCCAAGACAUGGGUCAAGGCAGGAUGGCAGGGACUUGAGGACCACUUUUGAAAAAUUCGGUUUCAAAGUUGAAGAGAAAUUUGACUUGGAUAAAGCAUCCGUUGAGAGUGAAUUGAAAGAAUUCAGCGAGAAGGAUUUUACGGAUUACGGUUGUUUGGCAGUGGUAGUUCUAACCCAUGGCUCAGACAUGGGAAGGUUGAAAACCAGUGACAAUAAGGUGAUCUACGAAGCGGAAAUCAUCCAGUACUUCAGUAAUCGAAAUCCGACUCUGGUCACCAAACCAAUACUCUUUAUCAUUCAGGCAUGUCGUGGCACGAAGAUGUCGGAGGCAAUCUUUGCUGGGAGGGUGUCAGAAAUGACCAAAGACGCUGAUGAAGAGGAGAUUGUUCCUUACACCGUCCCAGCAGAGUCUGACAUGCUUGUACUGCACAGCUCUUAUGUUGGAAAGCUUUCCAUCAGACAUGAGCUGGAAGGCACUUGGUUCAUACAAACCCUUUGCAAGAAAAUCAACGCCAUGGCUUCAACUCACCACUUAGAGGAGAUAAUGCUGGCAGUGAAGAGAGAAGUGGCCAUAGACAAGAACUUCGAAGAAUACAACCGGAGUACUGACUCGUACGAAAUAAACAAGCAAAUGCCCACAGUCACUUCCACUCUCAUAAGGAAGCUGUAUUUGAGGAAAGUCGCUUCUGACACAAACCAUGCCGACGGCGAAGUAUCGAAUAUUUUCACACAAAGCUCAAUCCAACAAUUUUCACCAUGUGCGUGCUACUUGGACGUUUUCUUGUAUCUGAAGUCUUGCAUCAGAUAUUAUGUGGAAGAAAACCAAGAUGACUACGAGGCUAAAUCAUUUUUGGACGUAGCUGAAUCAUUCAGUGACGGUGAGGAGUUCCAUCAAGCUAAACUAAACAUGGCUAGAGUUAUAAGGAAUCAUCUAAUGAAGGCAGCUAAGGAUGAAGGGUAUUAUAAGUUUUUGUACUUGUUUAUGGAUCCCGCGGUAGAAGAGUAGGGUGAGUAUGGCAACAGUGGGUCAAUGUUAUUUGAGAGCCCCACGACGCACGCUUUUUUAUUAUUUAAACUUACAAACA
This is a messenger RNA of Plutella xylostella (diamondback moth), 1815 nucleotides long. RefSeq names its product caspase-4 (gene Casp-4). Lineage: Eukaryota; Metazoa; Arthropoda; Insecta; Lepidoptera; Plutellidae. Gene Ontology annotation, biological process: apoptotic process; positive regulation of neuron apoptotic process; proteolysis. Gene Ontology annotation, molecular function: cysteine-type endopeptidase activity. The record is from RefSeq and is a predicted model, not a curated record. Gene Ontology annotation, cellular component: cytoplasm.